UCGGGCGGGUGCGCGGGGCCGGCCGGGAGCGCCCGGGCCGGGGCUGCGGGGGGCGAGCGAACGGCCGGGCCGGGCCAGGCCGGGCCCCGCCAUGGCGGCCGAGGGGAAGGUGACGGGGCAAAGCCAGGAGCAGUUCCUGCUGCUGGCCAAGGCGGCCCGCGGCGCCGCGCUCGCCAGCCUGAUCCACCAGGUGCUGGAGGCCCCGGGCAUCUACGUGUUCGGGGAGUUGCUGGACAUGCCCGCCGUCCGCGAGCUGGCCGACAGCGAGUUCUCCCCCGUGUUCCGCCUCCUCACCAUCUUCGCCUACGGCACCUAUGCGGACUACCUGGCUGAAGCAGCAAACCUCCCUCCCUUGACAGAGGCCCAGAAGAACAAACUGAGGCACCUGUCAGUCGUCACUCUAGCUGCCAAGAUCAAGUGCAUCCCCUACUCAGUGCUGCUGGAGCAGUUACAGCUGAAGAAUGUCCGGCAGCUGGAGGACCUGGUGAUUGAGGCUGUGUAUGCAGAUGUGCUUCGAGGGAGCUUGGAUCAACGGAACCAACGCCUGGAGGUGGAUUACAGCAUUGGGAGGGACAUCCGGAGGGAGGAGCUUAGCACCAUCACCCGCACAUUGCAGGAGUGGUGCCAGGGCUGCGAGGUUGUCCUGUCGGGCAUCGAAGAGCAGGUCAGCCGGGCCAACCAGCACAAAGAGCAACAGCUGGCCCUGAAGCAGCAGAUCGAGAGUGAGGUGGCAAACCUGAAGAAGACCAUUAAAGUGACAACAGCAGCUGCUGCAGCAGCCACGUCUCAAGACCCAGAGCAGCACCUCACGGAGCUCAGGGAGCCAGCCCCUGGCACCAACCAGCGCCAGGCGAGCAAGAAAACCUCCAAAGCCAAAGGGUGAGCAGUGUGGCAGACAGAGCAUGUAUCUGGGGGAACAUCAGUGCACUUUUCUGUGUGCACUUAGGAAGGAAGUGAGAU
Molecule: messenger RNA, 960 nt
Organism: Sturnus vulgaris (Common starling)
Lineage: Eukaryota; Metazoa; Chordata; Aves; Passeriformes; Sturnidae
Source: RefSeq, a predicted model, not a curated record